This is a messenger RNA of Oncorhynchus mykiss (rainbow trout), 699 nucleotides long. The record is from RefSeq and is a predicted model, not a curated record. Lineage: Eukaryota; Metazoa; Chordata; Actinopteri; Salmoniformes; Salmonidae.
AUGAGUGAAAAUGAGGAGGACAGACGCAUCAUCUCCCAGUGCUGCCUGGGCUCCUUCAAUGCCUCCAAGCCCCGUGGCGGCUCUACCUUCUUACCCAUGCUUGGGGACAAUGAUCUGCCCACCACCAUGGACUGGAGGGACGAGGGCUAUGUCACCUCCAUCAAGGAUCAGAAGGAUUGUGGCUCCUGCUGGGCUUUCAGCACGUCAAAAUCUCUCCGGGGACUCGUUGACUCUGGGGCCGAUGAGAGUUUCAUGGACACUACCCUGGUGUCAGAGCUGGGUAUCCCCAUUCAGCCCCUCUCCAUUCCCAUGGACGUCAGAGCGCUGGAUGGGUGCUCAAUAGGCAGAGUCACCCACAAUACUACUCGUAUCAACCUGCCAGUGUCAGGGAACCACAGUGUCUAUGAUGAGCCAGACUGCAGCAGCGAUCAGCUGGAUCACGGUGUGCUGGCUGUGGGUUAUGGCACUAGUGAUGAUGGCCAGGACUACUGGCUGGUGAAGAACAGCUGGGGCCUUGACUGGGGAGAUAAGGGCUACAUAAUGAUGUCCAGGAAUAAGCACAACCAGUGUGGCAUCGUCACGGCUUCCAGCUACCCCCUGGUCUAAGGGUGAGUCUUGCGGGCAUCAGUGUCUAUUACAACUACUGUAUAUCUAUACUCGCUUACUAUCUCAUAAGUUACCAUAGCAUUAGAUCACAAC